Amphibalanus amphitrite is the source of this 893-nucleotide messenger RNA. RefSeq names its product arylalkylamine N-acetyltransferase-like 2. The record is from RefSeq and is a predicted model, not a curated record. Lineage: Eukaryota; Metazoa; Arthropoda; Thecostraca; Balanomorpha; Balanidae. The coding region runs from base 189 to 869 and encodes 226 amino acids. Gene Ontology annotation, molecular function: N-acetyltransferase activity. The transcript is spliced from 5 exons.
UGGUUGUUUGCAAGGGCGGCUUCAGAUAUCGGCGAGACGCUGUUGAGAAGAGUCAGUACUCCGUGGGUCCACUGAGGGUUCCAGUAGAAUAUCCGGAGGAUAAAUAAAUUCAUUUGCAAUAUCCGCGUUGCUGUGGUCUGCAGCAUCUGCUUCGUUUCGUCCUGUAUUUUCUGUACAACUGAUAUACCAUGGAGAACGGCGGAGACAGCACAGCGAAGAUUAAGUAUUGUUCUCUCGGGGACGCCCCGCUGAAAGAAAUCGAAGACUUGCUGACACAUGGGUUUGCGAAGGAUGCAAGCUUUCUGGUGCUGUGUCGGAACUGCGAGGGCGGCCAGCCGGAGGACCAUCGUCCCUGGGUGAAGGCGGUCAUCAGCACACACGACUGGAGAGUCUCGCGAGUGGCGGUGGACGCCGCUACAGGCGCGGUGGCCGGCGUCUGCCUCUGUGACAUAUUCACAGCUGACCGCCCGACCCGGUCUCUCGAACCCCUGAUGCAAUGCGACACCGAGGCGUGCCGCCUCCUUACUAAUUACCUUCACCAGAUAGAGGGCGAUUACGAUGUGCUAAAAGCUCUGGCAGUGGACAAGGCUCUCUAUUUGAGCAUGGUGGCCGUGGACGAGAGGUAUCGCCGUCAGGGCAUAUCACUUGAACUCAGACGUCAGUGCCUUGAGCUGGGUCGUCAGCAGGGCUGCCAAGCUGUUGUCGACGUCGCUAUCUCACCGUUCACACGCAAGGCUCUCACCAAGCUCGGCUUUGAGCGGGUGAAGUUCGUGCCAUUCACCCAGUCGGUGCUCGCUGGAGUUGAGAAGGUCGACCUGUCGGGCUGUGGACCCGACGAUGGAGCCGCUCUGAUGGUUCGCCGGCUAUAAAAGUGACUUCAGGGGAGCUUAAAG